UGUCAUUCCAAGAUCUUUCAAUUCAAAUUCCGUAAAAUAAUUCUUGACUGACGUCAUUUCGCCCAAAUAAAAUAAAAACUUAUUUUACAAAUAAUUAAAUAAUAUUUUAAACCACAGUUGCGAUGGCCGAUCCGAAAUACGAGAAUCUGCCCGGAAUAGCAUACGACCAGCCCGAUGUGUAUGAAACUGGCGACUUACCUGAGGCUGACCAGCCAGACACCUUCGAAGAGGAGGAAAACGAAUGCAUUGAACAAUUACAUCUUUCUGUAAAGGAUUCCUUCAAUAAGUUCAAAGGGAAGUUUUUGACUGGUAACGUCGACUUUUCGGAUAGACUAAGCCGGAAAACUAGGAUCGGGUACAGGUCUGGAGAAUGGGAGCUGGCAGCAGAGGGGGAACCCGAGACUCUCAUGGAAAAGUACAACCGCCUGAGGUGCGAGUUCUCUGAACUUCUGGAGCAAGUUACAGACCAGCAGAACAAGGCUUCUGAAAGUGAAAAGGAUGAAUUUGAAAAGUUAGCAGCGCAAAUAAACUCCACAAAAAAGCUGGUGGAGGAACUGAAGCUGGAAGAAGGAGAGCUGAUUGACCCCAAAGCUGAGAAACUUAAGGAAUACUUAGCUGCCACAAGCCGAAAGCAGGGUAAUAUGGUGACCACGCAUCUGAAACUCAAACCUGAGGUGAAUCUCGCGCAGACAACCAGGAUAGCACAACUUGAACACAGGUUACACAAAUUGGAACAGGCGGCUGGUGUGAGAGAUGAGGAGUCGUUCAGAAGACUGCAGGCGGCUACUGGUCAGGCCACGCUGUGCGGCGCGGCGUCCACAUUGGCUGCGCAGGCGUCGCUGCUGCGCGCCGCGGACAUGGCGGCCGCGGAGGCGCGCGUGGCGGGGCUGCUGGCCAACGUGGACGCUCUGAAGGCCGCCGUCAGACCUUCAGACCCCGAGUUGGAUGCAAAGGUCAACGAGUUACACAAAUUGUUCAAACAAAUAGACGGAAUAUCACAUUCGGAGAUUUUAGAGCGUAUGGAGGCGUUGGAAGCGUUACAUAAUCAAGCGAGCAAUUUCGGCAAAUCCCUGACCGAGCUGGAAACACUGCAGAGCACGAUAGCCAGCGGCGUCCAGAACAACAAGGAGCUGCUGCAAGGUGUUCAAGAAGUGUUCGCACACAACGUCGAUAGCCUACAGAGAGAAAUCAAAAAGUUGGACGAGCGGGUUACACAGAUCAGUCAGAAUGUUAAAUCGUAGUUGUAUAUGUUGCCAGCAUUAUUCACUUUGAGAGCCUAAACAGUUUGUACGUGAAUUCUUUAAGAGAUGAAUGCAGUAAUAGUGUGUUGAUAUAUGUAUAAGGUGGAUUUUUUUUCUUUUAUGUUUAUAAUUGCACUCGGAUGACAAAGGGCUAGUUCUAUUUGAAUCUGCAUUCGAAACGUGUGAUCUUUCAGUCUUUUCAAGACUGUUGGCUCUGUCUGCCCCAAAAGGGAUAUAGACGUGAUAAUAUGUAUGGUAUCAAUUAGACUACCUAAUGAAGACCUUAUGUAAAGAUUAUUCCACUAAUCGACUUACUAUUGCUACAUUUGCUUUUUACAAGUUUACGCUCCGUUCAAUGGCAUGACUAUGAAACCAGUCUUAGAUAAACUAUAUAAGAGAAAAUGCUUUCAGAAAAGGUUUUGAAUUAUAUCGAUCCCCUCGAUUUCGCCCGCUGCGAAUAGCUUCAUCCGAUGAACCCUUUUUAGGUUUACUACAAAUUUUAUCUUAUCUAUUCCUUCACUUUGCUAGGUAUGUAAAUUUUAAUUUAGUAGUAGUUAAAGAGGAAUUAAUAAAUAAAUAUGUACGGGACAAACAAGAGACAAAGUAAAAGGCGGCUAAGAAAUAGGCUUAUAAACUUAAAGAUUCUUCUUUUCGGAUAGACUAGCAAUCUGUCGCUAUUUGGAUCUCAACUUUAAGUCACACAGCUGAACGUGGCCCAUCAGUCUUUUCAAGACAUGUUGGCUUUGUCUACCCUGCAAGGGAUAUAGAAGUGAUUUGUAUGUUUGUUACAAAUACAAUAAAGUUGCGUCUUUGGAUACAGUAUUUACUAGUUAACUCUCAAAGUUUAAAAUGGAUAGGUACAUACCAUUGAAAAGACUAUGAUUAUGUAGGUACCUUUUUGCUGGAGAAAUGAAUUGGCUUGUUCAGUUAAUCCUCUGAGUUUUAUGCAUUUUUUUUUCUUUCAUGUACUUUUUAAGUAAUAUAAUCUACUUUUUAUAUAAAUAAUGUUAUUCUGAAAUAAUUAAGUACCUAGACUGCUUACAAAUAAUUUAUUACAAAAUAAAGCUAUAAUUAUUACCUA
This is a messenger RNA of Amyelois transitella, 2322 nucleotides long. RefSeq names its product dynactin subunit 2 (gene DCTN2-p50). The record is from RefSeq and is a predicted model, not a curated record. The coding region runs from base 123 to 1241 and encodes 372 amino acids. Gene Ontology annotation, cellular component: dynactin complex; cytoplasm; centrosome. Gene Ontology annotation, biological process: mitotic spindle organization. The transcript is spliced from 9 exons. NCBI's taxonomy places the organism in Eukaryota, Metazoa, Arthropoda, Insecta, Lepidoptera, Pyralidae.